Molecule: messenger RNA, 656 nt
Organism: Drosophila obscura
Lineage: Eukaryota; Metazoa; Arthropoda; Insecta; Diptera; Drosophilidae
Product: probable phospholipid hydroperoxide glutathione peroxidase
Exons: 1
Coding region: 26-634 (202 amino acids)
Biological process (GO): response to oxidative stress
Molecular function (GO): glutathione peroxidase activity
Source: RefSeq, a predicted model, not a curated record
GAGUACUGCCACAGUGAAGCAAAAUAUGGCAAGCAAAGUGGUGGCCUUUUAUGGCCUGAUGGCCGCCAUUGUCUGCACGACGACAAUCCUUACCCAUUGCAGACUGGCGGCACAGCUGUCCGAGAUGCGCUGGGCGCUUUCGGUACAUUCGCUCACGGUGCUGGACACGUACCACCAGUGGGUGGAUCUUCAGGACUUUGCCGGUCAUGUGCUGAUUAUCGUAAACAUCGCCUCCCAGUGUGGAUUGACGAAGCAUCAGUAUGCGGGCCUGGGUCAGCUGCUGGAGCGCUACUGGGAGCGGGGCCUGCGUGUCCUCAACUUUCCCUGCAACCAGUUUGGUCAGCAGAUGCCGGAGGCGGAUGGGCAGGAGAUGGUGGACCACCUACGGCAGGUGGAGGCCAAGAUUGGUCAUGUCUUUGCCAAGAUCAAGGUGAAUGGGCCCGGGGCCGCUCCGAUAUACAAACUGCUCACCCGAAGCCGCAGCGAGCUGCGGAGCGGCGAGAUCGAGUGGAACUUUGUAAAGUUUUUGGUGGAUUGUAGGGGCCACAUCUACGGUCGCUACGGGUCCACAGCAGAGCCAUCUGUGCUGGCCACUGACAUUGAGCUGCUGCUCGGUAAAGGCUGCUCCCAAUAAAUAACGCACUCUUUCACAAAAA